This is a messenger RNA of Oncorhynchus gorbuscha (pink salmon), 1869 nucleotides long. It is a transcript of the gene ints7, whose product is annotated as integrator complex subunit 7. NCBI's taxonomy places the organism in Eukaryota, Metazoa, Chordata, Actinopteri, Salmoniformes, Salmonidae. Gene Ontology annotation, cellular component: integrator complex. The record is from RefSeq and is a predicted model, not a curated record. Gene Ontology annotation, biological process: snRNA 3'-end processing.
AAAUAGCCUACUCCCUACCCGAUAUAUUCUUCUGCCGCUAUACAACUUUGUAUGCGUUGUUUGUUGGCAACCUUGUUAUUUACAAAGUUUUUGAAACAGCCCUGUUAAAACGUUCCAUUGGACAAGUUCAUAUAGUACAUCCUGGUUUCUGAGCGUUUUCUUCCAUUUCAUGCCAAAUGAACAUGACCCCUUGUGAUCUCCCGUUGGCCAUUGCUAUGUUUCACUAUGCUCUUGUUCCGCCACAGCUCUGGUUUCAGGUCCCCGGUGGACCUGAAACUGACGCUAAACCCUAUUCUGCAGCACAUGCACCACAUUGCCAGCCUGGCCUCCAGCAGCCGGGAGCUGCUUCAGCAGCUGGUCACUUCCUACCCCUACACACCCAUGGCCAUUGUCACCCUGCACACCUUCACCCAGCUGGCGGCCUCCUCGCUCAUCGACAUCCCCAAAUGGGUAGCUCUUUUUCUCCAGUACAUGGAGGACCCUAAGAAUACAGUCAAGAGACUGGCCAUCCAGGACUUGAAGCUCCUGGCUAAAAAGGCCACCUAUCUCUGGAACAGAGAAAACACUCAGCUCAUUGACCUUGUUAAGCUAGCGCAGGAAUGCUGUUACCACAGCAACCUGGCCUUCUCUGCCCAUGGAGUCACUGUGCCCGCCAACAUCGCCAUUUCCUAUCCAGAGAAAGACAUGAUGCAUCUGGAGCAGGACACCGUGAUGGGGGUGGAGUCUCUGCUGGUGCUCUGCAGUCAGGGCGACUGCCCCAGAACUUAGGCCACGCUCAAGAUGGCUCUCACCUCAUUGGUCCAGCUGCUGAAGUCCCCCCACCUCAGCCAAUCGACUGUGGCGUUCCUGCUGUGCCAGCUGCACUCGGCCUGCGACCCCUCAAAAUAUAUUUUAAUAGAUGAGAUAUUGAGGAUUAUAAUAAAUACUGCUUUGAUGUCAUACAAGCAAGCACCUAUACUGACAUCUGGCAUGUGUCACCUUUCCCUGGCGACUGUGGUGUUUGUGGCUAGCCAGUCGUCGGCGGAGGUGAAGAAGGUGAUCAAGCAGCAGCUGGAGAACAUGGCCAUCGGUUGGCAGACCUCGCGCAUGGGUUGCCAUGAGUUCUCCAGCAAGCUGUACCAGAGUCUGCAGACGCAUGUGUCCUCGGAGCAUUUCUACUUCUGGCUCAACGGUCUAAAGGAGUUCUCCCAGGCCGUGCUGUGUCCUAGCGGCCUGGAGGACAGAGACUCCAGUGUAGCUAUGGCGGCCAUCGCCGAGGCCCUGCGCUCUUACCAGAAGGGCAUCACCUCCCUGACGGUCAGUGACUGGCCACCUGCUUAUAGUCAGUGUGCAGUCAUUUGAUGUGACGCGGUCAUAUCUCUGCUUAAUGUUGCACUGUCCUUCCAGAGGUACUUCUUCCAGAACCUCCAGUCAACCAGUAUUUUAAGGGAACUAACUAAAGCAAUGGAAAUACUUUUGGGUAUACACUACUGUAGCUGUUCUUGCUUUAGGUGCCUCAACGUCAGCUCCGCUCUCCAGACCAAGACUGGUGGGCUGGAAUACUAGAUUCCACUGGUCAGCAAGACCAAUGAAAUUGAGCAGCGGGUGGAGCCCCACAACGACUACUUCAGCACCCAGUUCCUGCUCAUCUUUUCCAUCCUGGGCAGCCACACGGUCAACAUGGAGGCCUCAGUGGUGGACGAGAUCUGCAUGGAGUGGAAGACGCCCAAAAUCACUGUGUCGGUCAAGUCCCUGGAGGACCUUUACUCCCAGCAGCUCUGCCACCACCACCAACAGCAGCAGGCACAGUAGGCUAGGCCCCAGAGGAGUAGUGUACAUGCCCGCUUCCAGUGAUACCCUCAUAAAACCCCUCUAACCCAUUGCCUUGUC